AUGGCGAAUCAAAGCAGAGACGAUCAUCUCGCGAAUCCGAUGGCGAUGAUGAUGAUGGCGGGACCGGACGCGAACAAUGCUACUACCGCCGCCGCCGGGACGAAUAAUGAUAUCAACUUGGUGAGACCGACGGCGUCGAAUACGACGACGUACGCGAACGCGGCACCGUACGGCGGUCAAAUGCCGGGGCCGAAUAACUACUUCGGGAACCCGUUUUUUAUGUCGCAGAUGUGGAAUAACGCGGCCGCGAUGAUGAACAUGAAUGCGGCGGCGGCUGCGGCGGCGGCAACCGGGAACUUUCCGGCGAUGAUGGGAGCGAUGCCGCAACAACUCCAAGGACAACCGCAGCCGAUAACGGCGGCGGCGGCGACCGGCUCGGCAAAGAAGAAUUCGACGACGAGGCUUCGAGACAUGACGAAACAAGCGAAGAGUCGUUCGGAUAACUCCGAAGCGACGAGUCAUAAAGAGUCUCCGCUUUCCGACGACGAGGUUGAACAUCCUCAGAAGGAGAGACGGCGGCACAAACAGGAAGAGGAAGAAGGAGAAGAACAAGACGCGAAAGAUCAUCAACCGCAACUGGCAAAACCAGUCGUGGACGAUUCGUUACCAGAACCGUGUGCGAACAAGACGUGUGCAUUUUGUAGGACGCAGAAAACGCCACUGUGGCGGAACGGUCCUUUUGGUCCGAAGACGUUGUGUAACGCGUGCGGCGUGAAGUUCAAACUCGGAAAGUUAGCCGGCGACGAGGAUGGUCACGUGGUGAGUGUUAUCGUACCGAGACAAAAGCGGCGGAAGAACGGGUCGGCUGGGACGGCGAGUCAUGCCGCGGCCACGGCGGCGGCGCAAAACGCGGCAACUUCUUCGGAGGCGGUUGGCGCAUCGAAUACUGCGACUGCGAUGACGAGCAGCAACAACGCCACCGCCUCCGCGACGGCUCGAUUUGCGGCAGUCACGGCGGCAAACGCGGCGAGAGCUGGGUUUUCCAACGCACCGUUGAAAGUUCGUCACACCGUUCACACAAAAAAAAGCGCCGAGCCAAAAGUGAGAGGUAUCGUCGGCGGAUGGCGUCCGGAAAUGGGUGGUCCGAUGCGAGUGUCCUCUCCUUUCGUCGUGGCGGAUUACGACGGCGCCGUUUUACUAAUGGUCUUAGCCGGCGAAAACGACAAAACAGCUACUACUACUACUACUACUACCGUGAGUAAUACGUAG
Bathycoccus prasinos is the source of this 1209-nucleotide messenger RNA. RefSeq lists its product with no specific name. NCBI's taxonomy places the organism in Eukaryota, Viridiplantae, Chlorophyta, Mamiellophyceae, Mamiellales, Bathycoccaceae. Gene Ontology annotation, molecular function: sequence-specific DNA binding; zinc ion binding. The record is from RefSeq and is a predicted model, not a curated record. The coding region runs from base 1 to 1209 and encodes 402 amino acids. Gene Ontology annotation, biological process: regulation of DNA-templated transcription. The transcript is spliced from 2 exons.